Messenger RNA from Pongo pygmaeus (Bornean orangutan), 3785 nucleotides. It is a transcript of the gene CACYBP, whose product is annotated as calcyclin binding protein. Bases 2349 to 3035 code for a protein of 228 amino acids. The record is from RefSeq and is a predicted model, not a curated record. Gene Ontology annotation, cellular component: nucleus. Gene Ontology annotation, biological process: heart development. The transcript is spliced from 6 exons. Lineage: Eukaryota; Metazoa; Chordata; Mammalia; Primates; Hominidae. Gene Ontology annotation, molecular function: tubulin binding; S100 protein binding; ubiquitin protein ligase binding.
AAAUGUGAUGGGGCUAAAAGACUGUGAUCUAAGGGUAAUAAACUGGGGGAAACUUAGCAAGGCCUGAUGUUCAUAUUCGUCUCUACGUCCCUGUGUUUUCAGAGAUAAAGAUGUUACUUUUAUUCCAGGUAUAGACAGGGCAACUCUCACAUGAGGGUAUUACGUCCUGCUUCAGAGCAGAAAGGUGCAAGAAAGAGACAUUCCUGCAUAUGUUCUUUCUCAAAUUCCUUCAGUUUAAAGUAUUCAAUAUGUCUAGGUGCCGUAUUUUUGGGUAGCAUGUCCCAAACCCCGUCAGGUGGUAGAAGCAGAGGUUGUGAGAAGUCGUUUAAUUCGCUACAUAUUUUGAAGAUUAAGCCAGUAAGGCUUGUUCUACAAGAUGUAAGGCCUGAGACAGAAGACUCAAGUAUGAGUCCUUAGCCUGAGCAAUUAAGAGAACGAGGUAACUGUUCACUGCAUUAGGUCCAUGAUAUUUGUUUUUAUUUAAUUAUGUACUUAAUAAUUCCAGGCUAUUGGUUGGACACUUAAAAAAAAAAUUAUACGAUAAAAUACACAGCUCUUAGGAGUUCAUCCCAUGAACUUUGACAAUUCUAUGUAUCGGUGUAAUAUUUCCAUUACCUGGGCAAAUUCCCCUUCGCCGGGCCUUAAGCAUAAUCUACAGAAAAAACUGCGUACAUAAAUAGACGUUUACAACUAUUUCUAAAUGAGAUUUCUAAAGUGAACCCACCUAUCUAUAAUCAGUGUCCAAAUCAAGAAACAUUACCUGAACCUCAAAAGCCCCCUGGUGGCUCUUUCAUGUCAUUGUCCUCCCCACUAUACUCAUUAACACCUAGUUUUUAAAUGGAACCACGCAAUAUGAACUCUUCCAUGUCUAGCUUCUUUCCCUCAACUUCAUUUUUUUGUGUGAAAUUCACGCAUGUUGCCUUUCAGUAAUUUAUUUUUGUACUGUACUUCCGACUCUUUACUACAGAUAAUGGUCAGCCUCCAUUUCGCUAACAGCUUUUUUUCCUCUCCGAGUUGUUGAUUCUAAUCGCUGCCUUGGACGAUCUAUAAAGCUGAGUGCGCGCUAUGUGACCUCUCAGGGGUCGCUGCCUUGGACGAUCUGUAAAGCUGACUGCGCGCUAUGUGACCUCUCAGGGGUCGCUGCCUUGGACGAUCUGUAAAGCUGAGUGCGGGCUAAUGUGACCUCUCAGGGGUUGUUUCCAACCGUGUUGUUGACAUCUUGAGCCUGCCAAGGACUAGAAUAAUCUGAAAACUAGGCUUCUCUGGGGGUCUCACUGAGUGACAGGGUUAGAACCAGAAGAGAAGAACAUCGUCUCCAGAAGACAUUUCACCAUUUUCUUUGAUAGUAAACAGGCUCAGUUAUACCGAAUCCAAACCCAGGCGAGAACUACGGACUCUUGAAAUGGUCGGUGAAAGGGGCGAAAGCACCAGGAAAUUGUGCUUCAACAGUCCAUGACAGAAAGCAGGGCCUGAAACUGUGGCCAUAGGCCGGCCCUUUUGUUAGGGCCUUGACCCGGGCUUCCGCUACGUGGCCCGGUCACGGGGCCAACGCAGCUCCACCUCCUACGGCGGCCAGUGAUGACGCCACCACGUCGGAGCUGAUAGACCGCGGUGACGUCUCCACCGCGCCAAACUCACUGAAAAUCAAACCGUUACCAUUAGGAGCCCUCCACGCUUAACAUAUCCGUUCUUUCUCGUUUGAAAGUAACCAGGCUGCUCCUCCCCAUUUUUUGCCUUCUUCUCGCAGAGGCCGAGAGACUAACCUUACACAACAUGGCGGCCUGGUGUGUCUGGUGUCCUAGAGCGGACGAAAGCAGGUGAUUCUCUAGUCAACUUCCGACUUGGACUCCGAAGAUCGGCACGUUAUUUCCGGGGCUGGGUUAAGGCAGAGGUUCCGAGCUGCGACUGCGCAGCGUGGCCCAACGCGGUCAAAUUAUAAUACACAAAGUUGUCAGAGCGGAGAGGAAGACAUUACUCUUCUCGGAUUGCCGGUUCCUUCGCGAGACUUGAGCGUUGCUAGGAGAUUCGGCAGGCGGGCGGAGCCAGACUCGGCGGGGCGGGGAGGGGUGAGGCCAGGCUCAGCGAGGCGGGGAAGGGUGGGUGGAGCCAGGCUUGGCGGGCUGUGCGUGCUCGCGGUGGGCGGUGGCGGCGGCUGCCUCGCGAAGGUUCCAGAUCCGUCGCGUGCAGAAGGCGGGCCGCGGUCUUGCGCAGGGUCGGUGUGGGCGCAGGCUGCGGCGCCGCGACUCGUGCGGGUAGGCGUCUGCGCUCGGUUUGAGGGCUCGGCGCGGCGUUUCCUGUUCCUUCCUCUGCGCGGCUGCAGCUCGGGACUUCGGCCUGACCCAGCCCCCAUGGCUUCAGAAGAGCUACAGAAAGAUCUAGAAGAGGUAAAGGUGUUGCUGGAAAAGGCUACUAGGAAAAGAGUACGUGAUGCCCUUACAGCUGAAAAAUCCAAGAUUGAGACAGAAAUCAAGAACAAGAUGCAACAGAAAUCACAGAAGAAAGCAGAACUUCUUGAUAAUGAAAAACCAGCUGCUGUGGUUGCUCCCAUUACAACGGGCUAUACGGUGAAAAUCAGUAAUUAUGGAUGGGAUCAGUCAGAUAAGUUUGUGAAAAUCUACAUUACGUUAACUGGAGUUCAUCAAGUUCCCACUGAGAAUGUGCAGGUGCAUUUCACAGAGAGGUCAUUUGAUCUUUUGGUAAAGAAUCUAAAUGGGAAGAGUUACUCCAUGAUUGUGAACAAUCUCUUGAAACCCAUCUCUGUGGAAGGCAGUUCAAAAAAAGUCAAGACUGAUACAGUUCUUAUAUUGUGUAGAAAGAAAGUGGAAAACACAAGGUGGGAUUACCUGACCCAGGUUGAAAAGGAGUGCAAAGAAAAAGAGAAGCCCUCCUAUGACACUGAAACAGAUCCUAGUGAGGGAUUGAUGAAUGUUCUAAAGAAAAUUUAUGAAGAUGGAGAUGAUGAUAUGAAGCGAACCAUUAAUAAAGCCUGGGUGGAAUCAAGAGAGAAGCAAGCCAAAGGAGACACGGAAUUUUGAGACUUUAAAGUCCUUUUGGGAACUGUGAUGUGAUGUGGAAAUACUGAUGUUUCCAGUAAGGGAAUGUUGGUGAGCUGCAUAUAUAAAUUUGACAGAUAGCUAUUUACAUAGCCUUCUAAGUAAAGGCAGUGAAUUCUCCAUUUCCUACUGGAGGAUUUAUUUAAAUAAAAUAUGCUUAUUAAACACUCCUGCAAAGAUGGUUUUAUUAGUACCCUGGUCAUUUUGUUCAAGGAAGGGUUAUAUUGCAUUCUUAUGUGAAAUAUAAAAAGCAAGUGUUGCCCAAUAAAAACGCUACAUUGUGUGUAUUUUUUGUUCAGCUGAGAAUUGGAAAAGUAUUUGCUUGCCUUUAAGUUACUGACAUCAGCUUCCACCAGUGUAAAAAUUGAGUAAAACCUGAAGUUUUGCAUAAAAUGCAAAUCGGUGCCUGUGCUUGAAGGUUGCUAUAGAGCAUCUGACCCCUUAUUGCCACCUUAAGCAAUGUGUAUGCCUUGCAUUACCAUGCACUAAUUCAAUCACAGGUGUUUCUAUCUAGAUUUAAAUAUGUUUCUAUCUAGAUUUAAAUAUGUUUGUCAAUGAAUGUGGAAUAGAAACUAAAUCUAAACAUGACAAUAAUAGACACACAUCUUUGUAUGGUACCAGUUAGUUUUGCCGUGGAUCAGAUGGUUUAUAAAAGUAAUAACCAUAAAGCAAAAAAUAAUUUGAAAGCCCAUUUAUUCCUAUGCUCAAUAAAGUUAAGUUUUUCUUCAUUAG